AUGCUACGAACAUGGCUCCUCCGCAACGCUGGAGUAGCUCGCCCUCGACGGUGCUUGCAUCGACUACGUGAACAGCAGCUUCAGGCCUGGAUUCCCGGCGGCAGUCACCUCGCAUCGUUUCCCCCCAUUCGCCGUUCACUCACCACCGAAGUCGCUUCGGAGCGUCGCGAAGAACGCGUCCCGCUACGGAAACAGCUCAAGGAUGAGGCAAAGAGCUUGAAAGCCCAGAAGAGGCAGAACAAAGGAAAUGACGAACCACAAAGACACGAGGGAUGGGAAUUGACCGUCGGGAUCGAGAUCCACGCCCAAUUGAACACGGAAGCGAAGCUCUUCUCAAGAGCCCCGACCUCUACCAGCGAUGUGCCAAACACCAACGUCGCCUUAUUUGACCUGGCAUUCCCAGGGAGCCAGCCGGAAUUUCAAGUUGCGACCUUACUCCCUGCCUUGCGUGCGGCGAUCGCCCUCAAUUGUGAAAUCCAACCCGUGAGCCGGUUCGAUCGAAAGCACUACUUCUACCAGGACCAGCCGGCGGGAUAUCAGAUCACACAAUACUAUGAGCCCUUCGCAAAAAACGGCUAUAUCGAUCUUUACGACUACGAUGGAAUUGCGCCGGAGGAUGGCAAGAGAGUCCGCGUUGACAUCAAGCAAAUUCAGCUGGAGCAAGACACGGCGAAGUCGCAGGAGUAUCCUCCUUCCAUGCAGCUCCUGGAUUUCAAUCGGGUCUCGCAUCCUCUCAUCGAGAUCAUCACCAUGCCCCAGAUCCACUCCCCAGCGACGGCGGCCGCGUGUGUCAGGAAGAUCCAGGCACUGUUGCAGGCUACCAGUGCUGUCACGACAGGGAUGGAGUUGGGUGGCCUGCGAGCAGAUGUCAACGUUUCCGUCCGUAAACGCGACGAAGGCCCUGGAGCGCACCAGUAUCACGGGGUUGGAGGGCUUGGUCAGCGCACGGAAAUCAAGAAUCUAAGCAGCUUCAAGGCGGUCGAAGACGCGAUUAUAGCCGAGCGCAACCGCCAAAUCGCGGUCCUCGAGAGUGGUGGAACCGUGGAGGGCGAAACGCGGGGCUGGACCAUUGGCAGUACUGAGACUCGCAAACUCCGGGGCAAGGAGGGAGCAGUCGACUAUCGCUACAUGCCCGAUCCCGAUCUGGGCCCUCUCAUCAUCGACCCCCAGCUCGUCUCCACUCUGGGGGAUACGCUCCCUGUCUUACCCGACGAUCUACUGAAUAUGCUUAUUGGCCCCACGUAUGGGCUUUCCAUUGAGGAUGCGAAGCCGCUGCUCGAACUGGAUGAGGGCUCCAGGCUCGAAUACUACCAAGAUGUUGUUGAUGCCCUCCGUGCCCUCCAACAAGAUGAGAAUGAGACUCCCCAGAAAUCCCUCGGCAGGGUCGCGGGGAAUUGGGUUCUACAUGAAUUGGGAGGGCUCUUGACCAAGGCAGAUCUACCAUGGGAUCCGGAGCGAGUGCCCGCGCAGAAACUCGCGGAGAUUAUCGAUCAGCUCCUGCGAAAACGCAUCACCGGCCCGACGGCCAAGCAGGUGCUGGCGAUGGUCUUUGACGGAGACCAGCGGCCGAUCCAGCAGCUGCUCGAGGAGGAGAAUCUCAUCCUGCGGCCGCUGUCACGAGAAGAGUACCUGGCGUUGGCCGAGGCAGCGAUCAGCAAGAACCCGCAGCUGGUGGCACAGAUCCGCGAGAAGAACCAGCCGGGCAAGCUGGGGUGGUUUGUCGGGCAGAUGAUGCGGAUGGGAGAGAAAGGGCGUGUGGAAGCACAGCGGGCGGAGGAAGUACUGCGAGAGAUCGUUCUGGGGCGUGGCUGA
Molecule: messenger RNA, 1812 nt
Organism: Rasamsonia emersonii CBS 393.64
Lineage: Eukaryota; Fungi; Ascomycota; Eurotiomycetes; Eurotiales; Trichocomaceae
Product: Glutamyl-tRNA(Gln) amidotransferase subunit B, mitochondrial Precursor
Exons: 4
Coding region: 1-1812 (603 amino acids)
Biological process (GO): glutaminyl-tRNAGln biosynthesis via transamidation; mitochondrial translation
Molecular function (GO): glutaminyl-tRNA synthase (glutamine-hydrolyzing) activity
Source: RefSeq, a predicted model, not a curated record